Messenger RNA from Octodon degus (degu), 1002 nucleotides. It is a transcript of the gene Btg1, whose product is annotated as BTG anti-proliferation factor 1. Bases 302 to 817 code for a protein of 171 amino acids. The record is from RefSeq and is a predicted model, not a curated record. Gene Ontology annotation, biological process: negative regulation of cell population proliferation; negative regulation of mitotic cell cycle. NCBI's taxonomy places the organism in Eukaryota, Metazoa, Chordata, Mammalia, Rodentia, Octodontidae. Gene Ontology annotation, cellular component: cytoplasm; nucleus. The transcript has a single exon.
CCGGAGCUGGAAGUGCAACUCUUGGGAUCCUCGGAGGCUACGGAACUGGAGGCGGAGGCGGCUGGGGAGGUCCGAGCGAUGUGACCAGGCCGCCAUCGCUCGUCUUUUUCUCUCUCCCGCCGCCUCCUGUCUCGAAAAUAACUUUUUCUAAAAACUCUAUAAAGAAAAGAAAAAAGUAGCCGUCCGCUCCUCAUACCCUCCCCUUCCUCUCAGCCGUCGGGUCUGUGAGGGAGCCCGGGGUGGCCGCUCCGCUGUCGGGGCCGAGCCCCGGCCGCCCCGGGCCGCCCCGCCCGCCGCCCCCAUGCAUCCCUUCUACACUCGGGCCGCCACCAUGAUAGGCGAGAUCGCCGCCGCCGUGUCCUUCAUCUCCAAGUUCCUCCGCACCAAGGGGCUCACGAGCGAACGGCAGCUCCAGACCUUCAGCCAGAGCCUGCAGGAGCUGCUGGCAGAACAUUAUAAACAUCACUGGUUCCCAGAAAAGCUGUGCAAGGGAUCAGGUUACCGUUGCAUUCGCAUCAACCAUAAAAUGGAUCCUCUGAUUGGACAAGCAGCGCAGCGGAUCGGACUGAGCAGUCAGGAGCUGUUCAGGCUUCUCCCAAGUUCACUCACUCUCUGGGUUGACCCCUAUGAAGUGUCCUACAGAAUCGGAGAGGAUGGCUCCAUCUGUGUGCUGUAUGAAGCCUCGCCAGCAGGAGGUAGCACUCAAACUGGCUCCAACGUCCAAAUGGUAGACAGCAGGAUCAGCUGUAAAGAGGAACUUCUCUUGGGCAGAACAAGCCCUUCGAAAAACUACAAUAUGAUGACUGUGUCAGGUUAAGAUAGGGUCUGUGGAUCGAUCAUCUUAUAAUGGAUGGAUAAAUUGGAUUUUUGCUUUGGGUGGGCUCCUCUUGGGGAUGGAUUAUGGAAUUUAAACCAUGUCACAGCUGUGAAGAUCUGGCACAAGAUAGAGUGGUAAAAAAUUUUUUUUCAAAGUGACAGUGCCAUAGUUUGGACAGUACCUUU